GGGCUCCCAUUGGCCGAGAGAGUCUCGCGGUGCCGCGGCCCCUGCGCCUUGGCCCGGGCGGCCCCGCGGAGCGGCCUCUUCCGGCGCGGCGGCGGCGGCGAAAGGAGCGAGAUGCCCGGGGUGACCGUGAAGGACGUGAACCAGCAGGAGUUCGUGCGGGCGCUCGCGGCCUUCCUCAAGAAGUCGGGGAAGCUGAAGGUGCCCGAGUGGGCGGACACGGUGAAGUUGGCCAAGCACAAGGAGCUGGCGCCCUAUGACGAGAACUGGUUCUACACCCGCGCGGCCUCCACGGCUCGCCACCUGUACCUGCGCGGCGGGGCCGGCGUGGGCUCCAUGGCCAAGGUGUACGGGGGGCGGCAGCGCCGCGGGGUCCGGCCCAGCCACUUCAGCCGCGGCUCCGGCGCCGUCGCCCGCCGGGUCCUGCAGGCGCUCGAGGCCCUCAAGGUGGUGGAGAAGGACCAGGACGGGGGUCGGAAGUUGACUCCACAGGGGCAGCGGGACCUGGAUCGCAUCGCGGGGCAGGUCGCCGCCGCCAGCAAGAAGCACUGAGGGAGCCAAUAAACCCUAAACCCCUGA
This is a messenger RNA of Myiozetetes cayanensis, 576 nucleotides long. It is a transcript of the gene RPS19, whose product is annotated as ribosomal protein S19. Gene Ontology annotation, biological process: ribosomal small subunit assembly; translation. The coding region runs from base 112 to 549 and encodes 145 amino acids. Gene Ontology annotation, molecular function: structural constituent of ribosome; RNA binding. The transcript has 6 exons. Gene Ontology annotation, cellular component: ribosome; cytosolic small ribosomal subunit. The record is from RefSeq and is a predicted model, not a curated record. Lineage: Eukaryota; Metazoa; Chordata; Aves; Passeriformes; Tyrannidae.